AUGGACAACCUGGAGGUGCUGGAAGCGCCUGGAGCUCCUGGUCCCAAAGGGCCUUCCGGAUCACCAGGUCAAGCUGGAGCUGACGGUAAUCCUGGAGCGCCUGGCCCAGCAGGAAAAGCAGGUUCACAAGGAGAGAAAGGUAUCUGUCCUAAAUACUGCGCCAUCGAUGGAGGAGUUUUCUUCGAAGAUGGAACUCGACGUUAG
Messenger RNA from Cooperia oncophora, 204 nucleotides. NCBI's taxonomy places the organism in Eukaryota, Metazoa, Nematoda, Chromadorea, Rhabditida, Trichostrongylidae. The record is from the annotation of a GenBank genome assembly.